Danio rerio (zebrafish) is the source of this 2077-nucleotide messenger RNA. It is a transcript of the gene gdf9, whose product is annotated as growth differentiation factor 9. NCBI's taxonomy places the organism in Eukaryota, Metazoa, Chordata, Actinopteri, Cypriniformes, Danionidae. Gene Ontology annotation, molecular function: growth factor activity. The record is from RefSeq and is marked validated. Gene Ontology annotation, cellular component: extracellular region.
GCGACGGAAGUGUAGUUUGGCCGAAGACACCGAGGUUUUCUCCGGGACCGUUCUUAAAUAAACCGACGUUAUUUAUUAUGGCGACGCUGUUUUUUAAAUGUAGUGCGCUUUGUUACCUACCCAGAUCAUUAAUUGUCCUCGCAGUUCUCGGACUGUCAAUUACAUCAAGCUACAACUUUGAAAACGAGUCUGUUGAACCCGACGUGCCCCUUCAACAUGGUAAUAUCCUGAGCCCUUUGUUAAAGGCUUUGUCAGAGCAGAACCCAUGGGGAGAGUUUACACACCGAACCAAACCUGACUCCAGAUAUGUGCGCUACAUGAGGAGACUGUACAAACAGUCAUCCAAACCCUACAGGAGCCCCGAAGCCUCUCACCUGUACAACACCGCUCGUCUGAUCACUCCUAGGGAAGAGUGUCUCAAGCAAAACAGAGAAUUCUUCAUGCAAGACAUUUCCUACAGUCUGAAUCGAGUGAGGUCACAAGAACACUUGCUAAAAUCCGUCCUGCUGUACUCCUUCGACCACAACCACCUCUCUCCAUUCUCAUUGCUCUGUUAUCUUGACAUGAAGGAACAGAAAUCCUCCAAGGAUCAGAUGUGCUCCAACCAUCUGGGCAUCCAGCACUCGGUCCCCCUGCUCAGCUUCCGCGUCCAUCACCGCUGGGUGGAGGUGGACGUGACCUCCUUCCUUCAUCCUCUCAUUCAGGCCCAUAAGAAGGACAUCCACCUACUGAUCAACCUGACCUGCGUCGAAGAUAUGAUCUCCAGACCUGGAGGCCAGAUUCAUAAGAGUCCUGUUGAGUUAACUCCCAGAUCUCCAUCACUCCUUCUCUAUCUUAACGACACCAGUGAGGUGGCGUACCAGAGAAGAAGCACACAGGGCAGGAUGGUGGAUCUGACAUCAAACCAUUGGGAUGGAAAGUCCACAUUAUGGGAAUCGACUUCUCGAAGGCGACGAGGCACCCUAAAGAGUUCAGAAACCAGCAUGCCUAAACUCGUCCCCAUGUAUGAGUUUACGACCGAUGAUUGUGACCUGUAUGAUUUCAGAGUGAGCUUCAAAGAGCUCAAACUGGACCAUUGGAUCAUUGAGCCUAAAAAAUACAAUCCGAGGUACUGCAAGGGAUCUUGUCCGAGGAAUGUGGGUUUUAUGUACGGGUCGCCAAUGCACACCAUGGUUCAGAACCUCAUUUAUGAAAAGUUGGACUCUUCUGUGCCCAGACCUACAUGCGUACCAUCAGAAUAUAACCCUUUAAGUGUUUUAACCUUUGAGAAUGACAAAUCCUAUGCUUAUAAAGAGUAUGAGGAGAUGAUUGCUACUAAAUGCGCUUGUCGAUAAAAUUAAUUUGGCUGGUUGAAUUUUUUUUUUUUCCCUAUUUUUUGUGAUACUACAUUGCUUUGUAAAACACUGACCUAUUUUUUUUGCACUGGCCAUUCUCAUUAUGAAGAUGAUUAAUGACCACGUGUGUCAGAUAAUUUGCUGAAAUGUUUAUUUGACAUUACCUUUUUAUCUGACUCUGUAAUGCUCCAAAUAUUUGAAUGAAUUUCGCAAUUGAGUUGUUUUGGUGUUUUCAGGUUUUUUUUUUUUUUGUAAUAUAGUUGUAUAUGGGGGUAUUUAAUUGGCUUAAAGGAUAAUUUUCUACUUUGAUGAGAAGUUCUGUUAUUUUAAGUUUUUUUUCUCUUUAGGUUGGUGGUCUUGUCAUGCACUUUCUAUUCCUUAAACAUGAAUUGCAAAAUUUUAAUACUUCUGGUUCUGGACAGAAUAUGAAAAGUGUGGUUCUAUUGUCUUAUCAGAACACUUUUACAUUGUUUUUUAAAACCUGGGAAUUGCAGACGGUUGUCUCAUGGGCAACCUCUCUCUUCUUGAUGUCCAGAAAAUAAGUUGCCCUAAUUGUGGGCAACUUGAUAUGUGUGUAUUAACUGCUUUAAAGAAAGUAAUGGAUGAGAAUGUGUGUCACGUGCCUAUUUAUGUAAUUUAUGUCUUUGUAAUUUGGUCAGACUGGCUUUGGUUUCACAAAAAAAAGUGUAGAGGAGAGAAAAAAAAAUCCCAUAUGAAAAUAUAAAAUAAAAACAAAAAAUUCU